Molecule: messenger RNA, 1386 nt
Organism: Danio rerio (zebrafish)
Lineage: Eukaryota; Metazoa; Chordata; Actinopteri; Cypriniformes; Danionidae
Source: RefSeq, a predicted model, not a curated record
GGGGGGGUUGGUUGGCUACUCUGCAGAGGAGUUCUGCUGACUGCAGUAGAGAGGGACUACCUCAGUGCGUCAGCACUCUGAAAUGAAUGAAGAAAAAACCCCCGAAUCAAUCAGAGUGACUGCAGAGAGAGAAGAGUCUACACACUUUCUCUGAUCUUUUGGCGUAGCUGUCUUCACAUGCACUAGUGAGCACUCCGUAAAAUGUGAAGAUUCCCCCGAUCCCCCCGGUGCUAUAAAUCAAGAUGACCUUCCUGCUCCUCUUCCUCUUGGUUCUGUCUGAGAGCAGAGCUGACAACUUUGAGGAGGCGUACAGCGACCUGGAAACCUACAGGACCAUUUAUAUCUCAGAAAACGGCCCCCGACUCUCAGUCGACACAGCACAACCCAAAGUGAUCUCUCAGCGCGGAGGCAACGCCACACUGCCAUGCAAGUUCAAUCGGGAUUCCUCGCUUCCCCCAAAUCCCAAGCUGAGGAUUAAAUGGACUAAACUGACCUCAGACUACCUGAAGGAAAUUGAUGUGUUUGUGGCGAUGGGCUUCCACAAAAAGAGCUACGGUCGAUUCCACGGCCGCGUUCACCUUCAGGCUGCCAGCGAGAGCGACGCCACACUGGUCAUCACAGAGAUCACCCUGGAGGAUUACGGGAAAUACAAGUGUGAAGUCAUCGAUGGCUUGGAGGACGAUACGGCAGUGGUUUCUCUUGACCUACAAGGUAUCGUUUUUCCAUAUUUCCCAAGACUGGGUCGAUACAACCUGAACUUCCUUGAGGCUGAAAAAGCUUGCCGAGACCAAGACGCCAUUGUGGCAUCCUUUGAGCAGCUGUACGACGCCUGGAGAGACGGUUUGGAUUGGUGCAAUGCAGGCUGGCUCAGUGACGGAUCAGUACAAUACCCCAUCACCAAACCCAGAGAGCCAUGUGGAGGCAAAAACACCAUUCCCGGAGUCAGGAACUAUGGGAUACGAGACAAGCAAAAAGAACAAUACGAUGUCUUCUGUUUCACCUCCAACUACAAAGGACGUUUUUAUUAUUUGAUACACUCGUCCAAGCUUACAUAUGACGAGGCGGUGCAAGCAUGCCAAAAGGAUGGAGCUCAAAUCGCCAAAGUUGGGCAAAUGUACGCAGCAUGGAAGCUUCUGGGCUACGAUCGAUGCGACGCCGGCUGGUUGGCGGACGGUAGCGUACGGUAUCCAAUCUCCAAACCCCGCAGACGCUGCAGUCCCACAGAGGCCGCCGUACGCUUCUCCGGAUUCCCAGACAAGAAGCACAAACUCUACGGCGUCUACUGCUACAAGAGCAACAACUGAGUUCGCAAAAUGUGUAUAACUCACGAACUAAGUGUAACAAUGUAAGGAGUUAGAGUGCAUUAAAACUGUGACAAAGUCUCUA